This is a messenger RNA of Lolium rigidum, 619 nucleotides long. RefSeq lists its product as uncharacterized. The transcript has 4 exons. NCBI's taxonomy places the organism in Eukaryota, Viridiplantae, Streptophyta, Magnoliopsida, Poales, Poaceae. The coding region runs from base 93 to 479 and encodes 128 amino acids. The record is from RefSeq and is a predicted model, not a curated record.
CACGUCCUCAGACCCCCGAGCGGCCGUCUCCGCCCCCAAAACCAACCCUCGUGCUCCUCCUCUAGAGAUCUUAGCGUGCGUGGCCGGGGAGGAUGCCGACCGAAAGGAAUGGGCCGGUCUCCCGACGGCGAGGUAGGAGGGACGUAGGAGCGCGGCGCCAUCGGUCACGGCCGCCGCGACAGCGACGACCCCAUCCAAGUCCACAUCUGGCAGGGCUGGAGAUCUCCGGUCAAGGGUUGCAGGACGAGGAGAGGAGGAGCACCGCCACCUCGCGCUGCUCGUCGACUCGUCCGCACUGGAUGACCUCGUGUACUCACUUGAGGUGCCUAUCACGUGCAAGAUCGCCGGGCGGAAUCGAGCGAUGCGGACGACACCGCGACGGAGUGGUGUUCAGGUCCACACGUGAGGCGCAGAGACUGGCACUCCGCAUACCAGCGCGUGCAGCUGAUAGCAGUUUGGUGAGAGGUGGCGGUCCAUGAGGAGAAACCAUGGAUGUAAUGGUCGCAGUGCUCGCGCCAUGGCUGCCUGGAGCAUGGGCCAUUUUUUAUCACAUGAGAGCCUCCUAUUUUUCCAUUUAAUUUUGCAUGUUCCUUGAUUUUCUGAUCGUUUAACACAAGCA